Pichia membranifaciens NRRL Y-2026 is the source of this 1127-nucleotide messenger RNA. RefSeq lists its product as hypothetical. The coding region runs from base 207 to 893 and encodes 228 amino acids. NCBI's taxonomy places the organism in Eukaryota, Fungi, Ascomycota, Pichiomycetes, Pichiales, Pichiaceae. Gene Ontology annotation, molecular function: CDP-diacylglycerol-inositol 3-phosphatidyltransferase activity. Gene Ontology annotation, biological process: phosphatidylinositol biosynthetic process. Gene Ontology annotation, cellular component: Golgi apparatus; membrane. The transcript has a single exon. The record is from RefSeq and is a predicted model, not a curated record.
CUGGUCUUCUCCGAAGCGGACCCUCGGGAGAAACGCCGAACAGGCGCAUCUCUGUCUUCGUCUCCUGCGGCGAGCUGCAAUUACGCUGGCGGCGGAGGCGCCAGGAGAGGAAGAUGAUCUGGGGGCAGUAGGUCUGCCAUGAAGAGAAGAGAGGGGAGCAGAAAGCAAGAACAAGCCUGGUGCUGCCGCUUCGACACACGUCACAGAUGGUAUCUCUUACAGAAGUCCCUACGCCGGUCACUCCCGAGGCAAUUUUCUACUUCAUCCCCAAUCUCAUUGGAUAUGGACGGGUGAUAACCUUGAUUCUGUCGUUUUUCACGAUGGCCCACCACCCUCUCAUCACAAUGGGCUUUCUUUACAGUGCGUCGUGCUUGCUUGACGCCUUCGACGGGUACUACGCCAGGAAGUUCAACCAGUCGACGCAAUUCGGCGCCGUGUUGGACAUGGUGACGGACAGAUGCUCCACCUGUUCGUUGAUUGUCUUUUUGGGCGUCUUGUACCCGGACUACUUCAUUGCGUGGCAGGCGUUGAUCUCCUUGGACCUUGCCUCCCACUACGUCCACAUGUACGCCCAGAUCGUGAGCGGCUCGACCAGCCACAAGAAGAUGAGAGAGGGCGCCAAUUGGUUGUUGAAGCUCUACUACGAGAACCGGGUCUUUUUGUUCCUCGUGUGUGCCCUCAACGAGACAUUCUACAUUGCGCUCUACCUGCACCACUUUGACUUCCUGUACGUUCCUGGAACAAGCGUCAGUUUGGCGUACUGGCUCACGCUGCUCUGUUCGCCCGUCUGGUUCUUCAAGCAGAUCUGCAACGUCAUCCAGCUGGUGAACGCGUGCCAGAUGCUCGCACAGCUCGAUGCGCAGAACAUGAAUGCUGCAAGAAAGGCCAACUGAAAGCCCUAAGGCCUUGCUGCUUCCGCCUUCCCUUUCAUUUUCCCUACCAUUCCUAGUCUUCAGUCCUGAAAAACACGUACACGCCGCAAACGCUGUGUACCAUCAUCCUUCUCGUAUGGUCCUGUAUGGAAGAAAACAUCUAUAUAGAUAUCAGUAUCUACGUACCUGUCUAUGUAUGUAUAUCAGAGUAUAACACAUGAAUAAAUCCUUCAUUUCAAUCCAUUUGGUGCAACA